Messenger RNA from Agelaius phoeniceus (red-winged blackbird), 1949 nucleotides. NCBI's taxonomy places the organism in Eukaryota, Metazoa, Chordata, Aves, Passeriformes, Icteridae. The record is from RefSeq and is a predicted model, not a curated record.
AUGAGAACAUUUCUUAAAUCCUGGAUUCCACAGUGUUUGUGGGUUCUCAGGUCACCUUCCAGAACAUUCCAUGGAAACAACCGGCUUCUUACAUCUCAGAUAGUUUCCCAUUAUGAAUCUAUAAACCAGGGUGAAAAGGAAGUGCCAGAAUAUUUCAACUUUGCAAGUGAUGUCUUAGAUAAGUGGACACAACUGGAAAAGGAUGGAAGAAAACCAGCAAAUCCAGCUUUUUGGUGGGUCAGUGAUAAGGGAGAGGAGGUGAAGUGGAGCUUUGAGGAGUUGGGCUCUCUGUCCAAGAAGACAGCCAAUGUCCUUUCUGAGGCCUGUGGUUUGCAGAGAGGAGACAGAAUUGUAGCAAUUCUGCCUCGUGUUCCUGAGUGGUGGCUCCUGAAUGUGGCCUGCAUGCGAGCAGGAAUUGUCUUUUUUCCAGGAACAUCCCAACUAACAGCCAAAGACAUCUUAUACCGACUCCAGGCUUCAAAGGCCAAGUGCAUUGUUACCAAUGACACGCUGGCACCUGCAGUGGAAUCUGUCCUGUCUGGCAGCCAGUUCCUGAAAAGUAAACUCAUUGUAGGUCAAGGGAGCAGGGAUGGGUGGCUGAACUUCAAAGAACUCCUUGCGGUUGCAUCUGCUGACCAUAUAUGUAUCAAGACGAGGAGUCACGACCCAAUGCUUGUGUAUUUUACCAGUGGAACUACGGGCUUCCCAAAAAUGGUGCUGCAUUCCUACAGCAGUUACGGCAUUGGAUUUGCAACCACUGGCAGGCGUUGGCUGGACUUGACUCCUUCAGAUGUAAUGUGGAAUACAUCUGAUACUGGCUGGGCAAAAUCAGCCUAUGGCAGUGUUUUUUCACCAUGGAUCUGUGGAGCCUGUGUCUUUAUACACAAUUUGCCACUGUUUCAACCAGAAGUUAUUGGAGAGACUCUCUCAAAAUAUCCCAUCACCACCUUCUGCACAGCUCCCACCGGGUUCCGCAUGCUGGUCCAACAUGACAUGAGCAGGUACAAGUUCCCGAGUCUGAAGCACUGUGUAACUGGAGGGGAAGCACUCAAUCCUGAAGUGUUUUCCCAGUGGAAAACCCAGACAGGGGUGGAUAUCCAUGAAGGAUAUGGCCAGACCGAAACAGUGGCAAUCUGUGCCAAUCUGAAAGGAAUGAAAAUUAAACCAGGCUCUUUGGGAAAACCUGUUCCCCCUUAUGAUGUGCAGAUCGUAGAUGAGCAGGGGGCUGUUGUGCCUCAAGGAGAAGAGGGCACCAUUGCUGUCCGAGUGAAACCCACCCGGCCCUUCUGUCUGUUCUCCGAGUACUUGGAUAAUCCAGAGAAAACUGCUGCCACUCUGUGUGGAGAUUUUUAUCUCACUGGAGACAGAGGCUUUAUGGAUGAAGAGGGAUAUAUCUGGUUUGUUGGAAGAGCUGAUGAUAUCAUUAACUCUGCUGGGUACCGCAUUGGCCCCUUUGAAGUGGAGAGUGCAUUGAUAGAGCACCCAGCAGUGGUGGAGGCGGCCGUUGUCAGCAGUCCCGACCCAGUGCGAGGGGAGGUGGUCAAAGCUUUCGUUGUUUUAGCUCCUCUCUAUGAAUCACAUGAUCAAAAAAAAUUAGCUCUUGAACUUCAACAACAUGUCAAGAAGGUGACUGCACCAUACAAGUAUCCAAGGAAGGUGGAGUUUGUUAAGGAGCUGCCAAAGACAGUUACUGGGAAAAUCCAGAGAAAUGUUCUAAGGGGCAAAGAGUGGGCAAAAGUAUAAAAAGAGCAAGAGUGAUCUGGAAAAUGUGGAGAGAAAUAUUCUAUUACCUGUACCAACGAUAACACAUCAAACAUGGCACAUGUUUAUGACCCAGAACACAUGGAAACAUUGCGAAAAACGAACUGUGGAAGAAAAAGUAGAAAACACUCAAAGUGUAACUACAAGUCUUAGAGACAUACAAAUAAAAGAGAAGUUAAUAAAAAUAA